GAGAACGCCAGGGAGCUGUGAGGGGGUGCAGUUGCGUUCCUGCUGUCCGGACACUUUUUUCUUCUACUGAGACUCAUCUGAUAGAUCUGCAGGCCAGUCCUCCCAGGGGCUGAAGUUGUGAAAUAUGGGUUUUCGAAGAAGAUUAAUCUAUCGGCGUAGACCAAGGAUCUAUAUAGAAUCUUCUGAGGAGUCCAGUGAUGAGCAACCUGACCAAGUGGAAUCACCAACUCAAAGUCAGGAUUCUACACCCGCUGAAGAGAGAGGGGAUGAGGGAGCAUCUGCAGCUCAAGGGCAGGAGCCUGAAGCUGAUAGCCAGGAACUGGUUCAGCCGAAGACUGGGUAUGAGCUUGGAGAUGGUCCUGAUACCAAGAGGGUGCGCCUGCAAAAUGAAGAGCAGACGAAACUGCCCACAGAAGGGCCAGAGCCUAAAGCGGAUAGCCAGGAAGAGGUUCACCCGAAGACUGGGUGUGAGCAUGGAGAUGGUCCUGAUGUCCAGGAGUUGGGCCUGCCAAAUCCAGAGGAGGUGAAAACACCUGAGGAAGGUGAAGGGCAAUCACAGCCUUAAAAGAAGACUAGCCGAAAUGAUGCAGGCUGCUCCUGUGGUGGAAAUUUGACCAUUAAAAUUCUCCCAAUAAAGCUUUACAGCCUUCUGCAAAGAA
Messenger RNA from Symphalangus syndactylus (siamang), 659 nucleotides. RefSeq names its product PAGE family member 1 (gene PAGE1). The record is from RefSeq and is a predicted model, not a curated record. NCBI's taxonomy places the organism in Eukaryota, Metazoa, Chordata, Mammalia, Primates, Hylobatidae.